GUUUCCUUCUGCUAGAAGCGCUCCUAUCACCAGUUGCCUUUAUCAAAAGAUUAUGCUCUAAAUCAAUUCUAAGUGUUUAAUUUUUAUAUUUUUGGUAGUUGGUUACUAGACAAAGAUUCAAGACUCCUUACGGAUGAGAUAGAAAAACUAUUUAAAGACUCACCUACUUGGGGCCAGAUGUCACCAAAUCGCCAGAGACAGAUCUAUUAUGCAUUUAAGGAAAAAUGUGUUUGGCGCCCGGAACAUGAGACGCAGCUAGCCCAAAACUUCAAGAAGAAAGCUCAGCGCUUACUAAGUGACAUGUUAGGAAGGGAACUAAAACGGGGGACGCCAGUGCCUCAAGAUGAGGCGUUCAAGAUCACUCACGUGAAGAAGAAGGCAAACACUAAUGAUCCAGACCAGUGGUGUGAGGAACGGGCUGAGCGGACCUACAAUCAAUAUCAACAUUCAAAGGCGGAGUUUCUUCGUACUCAGCCACCCAACACACAGCUGCUAGAAGAACAAAUGGAGGAAAGGUGGCUUGAGAGUGUUUGUGGUCCCACUAGGUUUGGCACAGCUUACGGAAUGCCACAUCGUGCAUUUCGUCAAUACCGGUCGCCCCUAGAAGGCCUACAUUCUUGUAAUACCAAGUCGUUUGAUAGAGUGAGUGCCAUGGCCAUAGAGCAAAAGAUUGCUGAGCUAUCUAGACAACUACAGACCUCAGAGGAACGGGAGAGGGGAAGGGAUAUGCAGUUUGACGAUAUGUCAGGAAUUGGCAAUAAUCAAACUACCGGAAACAAUGCUAACAAUGAGUGGAUCGCCCCAGAUGGCCUUCCCUGUGAUCCUACAGCAGUUGAUCUUUUGAUCUAG
Molecule: messenger RNA, 849 nt
Organism: Lycium barbarum (goji berry)
Lineage: Eukaryota; Viridiplantae; Streptophyta; Magnoliopsida; Solanales; Solanaceae
Exons: 5
Coding region: 178-849 (223 amino acids)
Source: RefSeq, a predicted model, not a curated record